AUGAAGGACUUUGGGCCAAUAAGUUUAUGUAAUGUUAUUUACAAGUUGAUUUCGAAGAUAUUGGCUUUAAGACUCAAGGAGGUCCUUCCUCAUGUUAUCUCUGAAACGCAAAGUGCUUUCCUCCUUCAAAGGCAAAUCAUAGACAAUAUUCUUGUUGCUUUUGAACUCAUCCACAACAUCAAGCACAGUAAAAGAGGUUCUAAAGGAUAUGCUGCUCUUAAAUUGGACAUGAGCAAGGCUUUCGACCGAGUUGAAUGGUCUUAUUUAGCUGCUGUUAUGGGGAAAAUGGGGUUCAAUAUCCGUUGGAUUACUCUAAUUAUGAAUUGUCUGACCACAACUACAUUCUCUUUUCUCAUUAACGGUACUGUCACGGGCUCGGUAUUGCCUCAACGGGGUCUUCGCCAAUGA
Molecule: messenger RNA, 408 nt
Organism: Cannabis sativa
Lineage: Eukaryota; Viridiplantae; Streptophyta; Magnoliopsida; Rosales; Cannabaceae
Exons: 1
Coding region: 1-408 (135 amino acids)
Source: RefSeq, a predicted model, not a curated record